Molecule: messenger RNA, 228 nt
Organism: Acanthoscelides obtectus
Lineage: Eukaryota; Metazoa; Arthropoda; Insecta; Coleoptera; Chrysomelidae
Source: the annotation of a GenBank genome assembly
CUUUGCUCUACAUUCAAUCGUGUUAAUGAUUACCGUCCGUUCCGUAGUGGUGUCCAAUCGAUCUUCGUUGCAGAUAUGCCUUCGUUUUUUGGCAUACUUCCACCGAAGUUUGCAAACGGCUCGGCGUGUUGCUAAUACAUGUAUAUAUAUACUUAUAAAUUGAGCUUCUCAACUUUAUCGACUCAAAGUUCUGCAUGAUAAACAGUUGAGCAAAAUCGAAGAGGUAAC